AUGCAAGUAACAUGUUGGAGAGGAAAUGGAAUAAAAACAUAUUUUGGAGAAAUUGAAGGACAGAACAUUACAGUUUUAGAUGAAGAAAUAACCGAAUAUUUAGGAAUUCCAUAUGCACAACAACCAACUCACUUUUGGAGAUUCCAACCGCCAUAUGAAUUAGAAAAAAAUCGUUUUAAUACAACUUAUUAUGCAGUUCAUAAAGGUGAAGGAUGUCCACAACUUAUUAGAGAAAUGGGUUUUGACGGAUAUGAUGCAUCAAAUCCAAAAAAUGGAACCGAUGAAAGCUGUCUUAAUUUAAAUAUGUGGGUUCCUGUAAAUGGAGAAAACAUGCCAGUUAUAGUUUUUUUCCAUGGCGGAAGUUGGACAGUUAGAACUGGUAGUGCUGAUAAAUUUAAUGGAUCUGUUCUUGCUCUAAAAACAAAGUCAAUAGUUGUUGUACCUAACUUUAGACUUGGAUUUUUUGGUUUUGCUUAUUUAAGUGGUGAAGAUGGAAUACCUGGUAACAUGGGAUUAUUAGAUCAACAAAUGGUAUUAAAAUGGAUUAAUAGAACAAUUGACGAUUUUAAAGGUGAUAAAGAUAAAGUAACUAUUUUUGGAACAAGCUCAGGAGCGUCUUCAGUAGCAGCUCAUUUAUUUUCAAACAAUAGUAAACCACUUUUUAAAAGAGGAAUAAUGAGUUCUGGUACUAUAACACAUUUUAUGAGUACAGUUUCAACCAAAAUAGCUGAAGCAAAUACUAAAAAUGUUUCAAUAAAAGUAGGAUGCAUUAAAGAAGAUAAUGGAGCGACUUUAAACAACACAGAAAUUUUGAAUUGUUUACGUAAUAAAACUGUAGAAGAUUUGCUAAAGGCUACUAUAAAUGUUAGUGCUCCUGGUCAAAUGCCAACACCAUUUCCUUUUAUGCCUAUUGAUACUGAUACAGUUUUUUUCAAUGGAAGCAUAAAAGAUAUCUAUAAUAAUAAAUGGUUUAAUAAAGACGUUGAUUUAAUGCUUGGAAGAACAGCUGAUGAAGCAACAUUUUUUAUGGCAACUGGUUUUACAAAUAAUACUCGAUUUGGUUGUUAUUUUUAUCCACAAAAGCCUAUUGAUGAUUCUGAAAAUCAAUGUGUAAUGAAUAGCACACACUUUGAAAGUCUAGUUCGAUUUGGAGGAAAUAUAUUACAGUUUAACGAAUCAGAAACUAAUGAAUUAAUACAAGUUUAUAAUGAGUCUGCUAGCACCUAUACUAAUAGAUCUAUUAGAAUUUUAUCUGAUUUUAUUUUUGAUUGUGAACUUUCUAGAUUUGCCAUUACAUUUGCAAAUGUUUCUACUGGUAGUACUUAUUUUUAUGAAUUUAAUAGACGAUCACCAAUUAACCCUUGGCCAAAAUGGACUGGUGCAAUGCAUGGAGAUGAUUUAAUUGAUAUAUUUGGUAUUCCAUUUAGACAUCCUGAAAAAUAUAAUGAAAGCAUUUUGGAACGUGAAAAAAUUAAUUCAGAAAAUGUAAUAUGGGCAAUAGGUAAUUUUACAAAAGAUGGUAAUAUACCAAAUGGUUGGAAUAAAUUAAAUGUUACUGAACCUAAAGCUCUCGAAUUUAAUGGAGAAUUAGGACAAGAAAGUACAAGUCUACAAUAUAAAAAUGUUACACCAUCAACAUGUACUGAAUUUUAUAAGGUUUUUAUUAAAUCUAUAAUGCGGAAAGCCCUUUCAAAAAAUCAGGCUACAACACAACCAAAUGUAUCAUAG
Messenger RNA from Strongyloides ratti, 1728 nucleotides. RefSeq names its product Acetylcholinesterase. Bases 1 to 1728 code for a protein of 575 amino acids. The transcript is spliced from 3 exons. NCBI's taxonomy places the organism in Eukaryota, Metazoa, Nematoda, Chromadorea, Rhabditida, Strongyloididae. Gene Ontology annotation, molecular function: acetylcholinesterase activity. The record is from RefSeq and is a predicted model, not a curated record. Gene Ontology annotation, biological process: choline metabolic process; acetylcholine catabolic process. Gene Ontology annotation, cellular component: plasma membrane.